CCCGGCCCGGCCCGGCCCGGCCCGGCAGCAUGUGAGCCCGCGGGGCGGGGAUGCUCUGGCUGCUCUGCGGCCCCCCCGGCGCCAUGGACAGCCAGGCGCUCGUCAUCCGCAUCCACAUCCCCGACGGAGCCGCCGUGGACUGGACCGUGCACUCCGCGCCGCAGCUGCUCUUCAGGGAUGUGCUGACCCCCGAGCCAGACCGAGGGGAUGUCACCGGGACCCCCGUGCCAUGUCACCAAGACCCCCAAGGCAGCCCUGGGAAUGUCACUAAGACCCCCCUGCCAGCCCGCGGGAUGUCACCGAGACCCCCGUGCCAGCCUGGGGGAUUUUCAGUAUUCUCUUUCCUUGCUCUGGUGGCAGAUGAGGAUGAGGAUGGGGAUCGGAUCACGGUCAGGAGUGACGAGGAGAUGAAGGCCAUGCUGUCCUAUUAUUACUCCACUGUGAUGGAGCAGCAAGUGAAUGGACAAUUGAUAGAGCCUCUGCAGAUCUACCCACGAGCCUGCAAACCCCCUGGGAAACGGAACAUCCAUGGCCUCAAGGUGAACACACGGGCGGGGGCCACCACCACCAGCACCACCAGCAGCGGCGGCGGCGGCUCGGCCGCCUCCGAGGGGCUCCCCAGCACCAGAAAUGACCCAGCCUGCUUGUUGUUUAUGGCCUGGAGUUGCUUUUCCUUGACAUUUCCAUCCCCACAUGACAUCUCUUUUGUUGUUUUUUUUUUUUCCUUUUUUUUUUUUUUUUUUCCUUUCUUGGAGAUGAAUGAACAAGACAUUCGAUACCGAGACAUCCUCGGCCACGGCAACGGCGGCACCGUCUACAAGGGGCAGAAUGUGCCCAGUUUUGGUGACUUAUUUGCCAUUAAAAUCAUACCCUUGGAUAUAACACUGGAACUCCAGAAGCAGAUCAUGUCAGAGUUAGAAAUUCUUUACAAGUGUGACUCCUCGUAUAUCAUAGGAUUUUAUGGUGCUUUUUUUGUAGAAAACAGGAUUUCACUGUGCACAGAGUUCAUGGAUGGGGGAUCUCUGGAUGUUUAUAGGAAAAUCCCAGAGCACGUCCUCGGAAGGAUAGCAGUGGCUGUUGUGAAAGGCCUGACCUAUUUAUGGAGCCUGAAGAUUUUGCACAGAGAUGUGAAGCCAUCCAAUAUGCUGGUGAACACCAGGGGCCAGGUGAAGCUCUGUGACUUUGGGGUCAGCACCCAGCUGGUGAAUUCCAUAGCCAAGACUUAUGUUGGAACAAAUGCUUACAUGGCACCUGAGAGGAUUUCAGGAGAGCAGUACGGGAUCCACUCAGACGUUUGGAGCUUGGGCAUUUCCUUCAUGGAGCUUGCUCUUGGGAGGUUUCCAUAUCCUCAGAUUCAGAAAAACCAGGGAUCUUUAAUGCCUCUCCAGUUAUUGCAGUGCAUUGUUGAUGAGGAAUCGCCGGUGCUUCCAGCCGGGGAGUUCUCGGAGCCAUUUGUGCACUUCAUCACUCAAUGCAUGAAGAAGCAGCCAAAGGAAAGGCCAGCACCUGAAGAUUUAAUGGGUCACCCCUUCGUGGUGCAGUACAACGACGGCAACGCCGAGGUGGUGUCCAUGUGGGUGUGCAGGAUGCUGGAGGAGCGGCGAGCCCAGGGAGCCCCGUGAGCUCCGCACGCCCGGCGGCUCCUCCCUCCCCGCCCCGGGACUCAGAUCACCCGCAGCCUGGUUCAUUCCAUCCGUUUUACUUCAGCUGUCUCCUAGGAGCAUCGACAAAUUCAGGAUAUUUUCCUCACCGCCACUUUAAGGGUUUUUUUUUU
Messenger RNA from Ficedula albicollis (Collared flycatcher), 1774 nucleotides. It is a transcript of the gene MAP2K5, whose product is annotated as mitogen-activated protein kinase kinase 5. NCBI's taxonomy places the organism in Eukaryota, Metazoa, Chordata, Aves, Passeriformes, Muscicapidae. The record is from RefSeq and is a predicted model, not a curated record. Gene Ontology annotation, molecular function: MAP kinase kinase activity; ATP binding. Gene Ontology annotation, biological process: MAPK cascade; protein phosphorylation. The coding region runs from base 51 to 1622 and encodes 523 amino acids. The transcript is spliced from 23 exons.